AUGAAAUCUACCUACUUCGAUGCGCUGCAGCAGCCUUAUCACCAUUUCACGAGCACGAUGUCGGAUCCAUUUGCUCAUGUCGGAGUUGACCCAGUGACGAUACGAAGUAUUGAGCCUCUCGAUGAUGCUGCACUUAUUCCAGGUGCCUAUGAUGCCUUUACGUUAUAUGGUCCGCCAACCCUGCCGCUGUACCCAACCCAAGACGCCACGGAACAUACAGUCAUGCCCGUUGGCAGGGUGGACUCGAAGGCUAGAGAGGGGGUCGAGGAUGGCAUAACGAGCAAGACAUCCAGAAGCGGCAAGGAGAAAGCGUUGACAAUCACUCCCGCGCAAAAGAGACGGAAGGCACAGAAUAGAGCAGCCCAAAAGGCCUUCCGCGAGCGUAAAGAGCGCCAUGUACGCGACCUUGAAGCAAGAAUCUCUGCGUUCGAGAAAAGCUCACACUCCCUCCAGUCAGAGAAUGAGUGGUUGAGACUUGCCUUGCAGUGUGUCCGCAGCGAGACGGAAAGCCUAUGCGAUACACUCAGUCUAUUCCCUUCUUCGUCAAGCACGGUAUCGGUCAGCUGUCUCUUGCCAGACACUGACGUGUAUCUCCCAUAUGAGGAGAGUAGUUACAAGAAGUCUAACAUGCAACCACCUGAUAAUGGUAGCGUUGCCAAGGCCGCUGACAAAGAGCAUGCUGCUUCUCGAUGCAAGGUCAAGUGCAAGGAGGUCUCCUUUGCCCAGGCCUGGGACCUCGUACAGUCACAUCCGCUUGUUAAGCAGGGUCUAGUUCGAGUUGUUGACGUCUACGAGCGACUGAGAGGCGCGUUAAAGUGCAACGGUCACGAUUUCGUCUUUGAGGAGAGCACAAUAUGGCAAGUCAUUGAGGACUUGAGACAAAGUGGUGGAGAUGAACUCAUGUGA
Molecule: messenger RNA, 906 nt
Organism: Alternaria atra
Lineage: Eukaryota; Fungi; Ascomycota; Dothideomycetes; Pleosporales; Pleosporaceae
Exons: 3
Coding region: 1-906 (301 amino acids)
Cellular component (GO): RNA polymerase II transcription regulator complex
Molecular function (GO): DNA-binding transcription activator activity, RNA polymerase II-specific; transcription cis-regulatory region binding
Source: RefSeq, a predicted model, not a curated record